Molecule: messenger RNA, 2756 nt
Organism: Lethenteron reissneri (Far Eastern brook lamprey)
Lineage: Eukaryota; Metazoa; Chordata; Hyperoartia; Petromyzontiformes; Petromyzontidae
Product: mitochondrial adenyl nucleotide antiporter SLC25A24-like
Biological process (GO): transmembrane transport
Cellular component (GO): mitochondrial inner membrane
Molecular function (GO): calcium ion binding
Source: RefSeq, a predicted model, not a curated record
CAGCAACACCGCUCUCUGCAAUUGGCGAAGACGACACUGCAGUGGUGGUUUGCUGAGUAUGCAGGAGAGUGGUUGGCUUUCGUCUGCUGCUUCUUUGCGUUGUGUCAUCGGGAGGACGGCGGAACCACACCGACCACUGCCUGCCUCGUUGGUGCAUAUUUCUUAGGGGCGUUGAGAUUGAAAUCGUACAAGUUUCGAGAAUGGCCAGCCUAUUCUCCUUCGCGAGCUGCUGGGUUCGAGCCCUCCUGCCCCGGGCCGCGUGUGAGCCAAGCCCCGCGCCUGGAGAAGGGGAUGGUCGCGAAGCGUCGCAUGAGAAGAAGAUGUCUGAGCUCUUCGAAAAGCUGGACACUAACAAGGAUGGACGGGUAGAUAUUUCCGAACUUCGAGAGGGCCUCAAGACCAUGGGCUACACUGGAACGGGUGCGGCCAAGGAAAUCUUCAAGAUCUCCGACAAAGACCAGGAUGGGCAACUGGACUUCGAGGAGUUUGUGAAAUACCUGCGGGACCACGAGAAGAAGCUGAAACUUGUCUUCAAGAGCCUCGAUAAAAACAAUGAUGGACGCAUCGAUGCCGCCGAGAUCGUGCAAUCGCUCCAAAGUCUGGGAGUCGAGAUCAGCCUCUCGCAGGCUGAGAAAGUCCUCAGGAGCAUGGACAAGGAUGGCACGAUGACCAUAGACUGGAGUGAGUGGAGGGAUUACCACCUCCUGCACCCGGCAGCGAACAUCCGUGAAAUCAUCCUCUACUGGAAACACUCCACUAUCUUCGAUGUGGGGGACAGUCUGACGGUGCCCGACGAGUUCACGGAGGAGGAGCGCAAGUCGGGCAUGUGGCUACGCCAGCUGAUGGCCGGGGGGGCGGCCGGCGCCGUGUCCAGGACCGGCACCGCCCCCCUCGACCGCAUGAAAGUGUUCAUGCAGGUGCACGGGUCAAAAUCCAACAACAUCAGCAUCCUGACGGGCUUCAAGCAGAUGAUCAAGGAGGGCGGCAUCGCGUCGUUGUGGCGAGGAAACGGGGUGAACGUCAUCAAAAUCGCUCCGGAGACUGCCAUCAAGUUCAUGGCUUAUGAGCAGAUAAAGAAGUUCAUCGGAAGUAAUAAUGUGAGUCUGGGCAUCCAUGAGCGCUUCAUGGCAGGAUCUCUUGCUGGAGCCACAGCUCAGACCAUCAUCUACCCGAUGGAGGUCAUGAAGACGAGGCUGACGCUCCGCAAGACGGGGCAGUACUCGGGCAUGAUGGACUGCGCCAAGAAGAUCUUCAUGAAGGAGGGGGUGAUCGCCUUCUACAAGGGCUAUGUGCCUAACAUCAUUGGGAUCAUCCCCUAUGCAGGAAUAGACCUGGCCAUCUACGAGACGCUGAAAAACACGUGGCUGACUAAGUACGCCAAAGACACGGCGGACCCCGGCAUCCUGGUCCUGCUGGCGUGCGGCACUGUGUCCAGUUCCUGCGGGCAGGUGGCCAGCUACCCACUCGCGCUGAUCCGCACGCGCAUGCAGGCGCAAGCGUCAAUGGAGGGAGGACCGCAGCUAUCCAUGGUGGGGCUGUUCCGGAACAUCGUGAAGAACGAUGGCCCGCUAGGGCUGUACCGUGGCAUCGCGCCUAACUUCAUGAAGGUGAUCCCAGCCGUCAGCAUCAGCUACGUCGUCUACGAGAACUUAAAACGGGUGUUGGGAGUCACUUCGCGAUAAUGACAACUUCACGACUGCCAGUGAUGGAGGGGGGGGAGGCCAUGAAAUAUCGAAGGGCCCCGACUCUUCACCUCUCUGCCAAACUUGUCUUCCGUCUUUUCUGUUGUUCGUUGUGUUGGCCGUUGGCUACAAGCUACAACUUGCAGAUGAGAAGCAAUGAACGCCGUUGUGCGGCUGGAUGGAGUUUGGUCGGAUGCUUUGUUCAGGGAAAUUCGACUUGAGUCACUUGGGUGACAAUGGGAGGGCAAGUGCAGCUUGUGUGAGGUGUAAUGGCAAUUGUUUUGUUUGUUGAGGGGUGUGGUGUUUUGUGUUCCCAACAGUAGCAAUCUUUCUUCUGCUUUCCUAACAGCACUGAGAUCUGUCCCGACAAGUUGAAGAGCAAACUGUCGAUUUCGUUACAUGUCCUAUUGCUUUUGUGAGGUGAUUGAUAAAGGUUUACCAAAGCAAUUUCAGCCACUUUAAGGUUGUUGCUAAUGAGUUGCUGAUUUUGUUGUUAAGUUUUUUUUUUACAAUAUAUUCAAAGUUUUUUUAUUAUGUUGUUUUUGUUACACUAGUAACAUGCUGGUGAUGGGAAAUAUUGGUGGGAAAAAAGCAUAUAUAUAAUUCUGUCUAAAGCUCUGAAGUUAUUGGCAAAGUUUGAAAAGAUGGUUUAAUGGUCAACUGCUGUGUACAGAAACUUCUGUUAUCAGUUGUUCACAAGGCCUUUCCAAAUUCGUGCAUCACAUUAAUAACCUUUUGGAGAUUUACACAUCAAAAACUCAUGAGUUUUUUAACAUAGCUAAAUGCAAUUUAAAGGUGGUUUAUCUUUGUGCAGACAUGUGAAUUUAUUAUAAACACUUGGUCAAGACAUUGUUUUAAUGAAAAUAUGCAUACUUAAAAUGCACACUGGCCCCAAAGUAAACAUGCAUACACGUCCUAAUAAGCUCAGAAACUCGUGUAAUAUUUUGACAUCUCUUGGUGAUUUCGUUUUUUAAAUUUCUUCUGCGAAUUAAACUUUUUAAAAGUUCCUGUUUGUUCAUUGAUAAAAGUUGAUAAAACAAUGUGGAAAUAAAUGAGUUAAUGUUUUGUAUUGUA